AUGAGCCCUCUAUACCAGGGCCUGACUUGCAUGCCGCCCUCAGUCGACAACAGCUCCGCCGGCACCUGCACCGUCGGUGGUUUCCCCUCGUACGUCGUCAAGGCCACGAAUGUGGCGCAGAUCCAGCUCGCAGUCAACUUUGCCCGCAAUCUCAACAUUCGUCUCGUGGUCAAGAACACUGGCCAUGACUUCAACGGUCGCUCCUCUGGAUCCGGUGCCCUUUCCGUUUGGACUCAUCACCUCAAGAGUAUCAACUUCUAUAAGACCUACACCACCACCUCUUACUCUGGCCCUGCUCUCAAGGUUGGUGCUGGUGUUCAAGGCUUCGAGCUGUAUGAGGCAGCUGAGAAGUUCGGUGUGACUGCUGUCGGUGGCGAGGGCAUGACUGUCGGCUAUGCUGGAGGCUACCUUGCAGGUGGUGGUCACUCACCGCUGUCACCCAAGUACGGCAUUGCUGCUGACUCGGUCCUGAGCAUCGAUGUCGUUACUCCCGAUGGACGCUUCGUUACUGCCAACGAGAAGCAGAACACGGAGCUGUUCUGGGCUCUUCGAGGCGGCGGUGGAAACACCUAUGGUGUUGUUACCUCAUACGUCGUCAGGGCCUACCCUAAGAUCGACACCAUCGCCGUCAUGACCUUCAGCUUCAGCACCAGCGCAACCGUCAGCCACGAAGCCUUCUGGGCCGGCGUCAAGGCCUACUGGGAGGGUCUCCCCACCUGGAACGCGGCUGGCAACUACGAGUACUGGAACAUCUUCCACACGGGCCCCGAUGCCCUCACUUUCACCAUGCUCCCCUGGUUCGCCCCCAACAUGACUCUCGCCCAACUCAAGGAGCUCACUGCCCCGCUGUUCGCCAAGUGGACGGAGCUGGGCAUCACCGUCGAUCCCGUUUACACCGAGCACAAGAGCUUCCUCCCCGCCUGGAAGGCCGGAUUCCCCAAGGAGUCCGUCGGCGGCACGGCCGCCAAGACGGCGUGCCGUCUCUUCCCUACCGAAAACUUCUCCGACGCCACGAAGUUCAACGCUACCUUUGAGGCUAUCAAGGGCCUUAGCGACAAGGGCGGUCAGAUCAUUGGCUUCGGCAUCACCGGCGGCCCCGGCCCUUACCCCGACAACGCUGUCAACCCGGCGUGGCGCGGCGCUGCCAUGUUUGCCAUUUCCGUCAUGGGCUGGGACGUUGGCACGCCCGCCGAGGUCGUUGCUGAGAAGUCGAAGCUGUUGACCAACGAGUGGAUGAAGCCUUGGCGGGAUGUCACCCCUGGCGGUGGCGGAUAUGCCAGUGAGGGUGACGUGACUGAGCCUGACUUCCAGCAGUCAUUCUACGGUACUGAGAAGUACGCCCGCCUGCUCGCAUUCAAGCAAAAGAUUGAUCCUACUGGUGUCUUUUAUGCCAACCUGGGUGUCGGCAGCGAGAGUUGGUACGUCACGCGCCAACUUGAUGGCUUCCCGACCCAGAAUGGCCGUUUGUGCCGUGUUUGA
Molecule: messenger RNA, 1479 nt
Organism: Colletotrichum fioriniae
Lineage: Eukaryota; Fungi; Ascomycota; Sordariomycetes; Glomerellales; Glomerellaceae
Molecular function (GO): FAD binding; oxidoreductase activity
Source: RefSeq, a predicted model, not a curated record